Molecule: messenger RNA, 255 nt
Organism: Fusarium poae
Lineage: Eukaryota; Fungi; Ascomycota; Sordariomycetes; Hypocreales; Nectriaceae
Exons: 3
Coding region: 1-255 (84 amino acids)
Source: RefSeq, a predicted model, not a curated record
AUGGUCGUGCAAUCCCAGCACCGUGGUAAUGAAUACAUCCAAGCUGAACAACUCCGCAAUACGCCAUCUGAGAGACAAGAUGAAAAGGGGGACCUAUUGGCGUCCACAAUCCAUCAUCUAUCAAGCAUCAGCCGAGGACCGAGGCCCACUAUUGUCCGCAUCGGUCACGGAGCUGCCGGUGGGAGUGGGUCCUUCCAUGCGCCGGGUGUUCUUUCUCAUUCGGCGUUCCCUUUGCUCAAUUUUCCCUCCCUUUGA